AUGGCAGCCCGCAGCAGGCCACGAGGUCAAUUGAAGGAAGAGUUCGAUGAAGAGAGGGUCAUCUGGAACUCGAUCAAAACCGAUGGCCGACGCGUUGAUCAACUCAUGAAAGAGUCCGAUGUCUUGCAAGAGAAGAUCUCCGCUAUUGUCGCAGAACAGUCUGCUCGUAUCGAUCGCGGCGAGGAAACUUCAGCUCGCCUUGACGACGAACUUGAAGACCUUCUACGCGACAACAUCCGUAAUCUCAAUGAGGCGCAAACCCUUCUGCAACCCGUCGAAGGCGGCAAUGACGUCCACACCCAGAUGACGCUACUGGCUGCCCUCCGCAUGUCGGAAGAAGCUCCACCUUCAGCAUCACGAGCCACUAGCGUUGGGCACGGGAAGUCGGGACGCGACCGCCAGGGCAAGCGAAAGCUGACCGAAAGUAUCGAUGACCGCGACAGCAUUGCUGCGGACAGUCCUGGAGGCCCUAGCCCAAAGGUUGUUAUCAGUAGCCAAAAAGAUCGACUGGUAGCCAAGUCGGGCAGUAGCAGAGCAGGAUCAGUACCUGUUGCGAGAGAGGGCAGCGUAAAGAUCGAUGAAGACGAUUCGGGUAAGGAAGUCCGACCUCGUCUAUCACCACAAACAGAGGUUCUCUACCGGAACAACGCGAAGAACCGCUCUUCCUCUUCUUCCAUGUCAUUCGAGGGUGAAGGCAUUCUCUGCCGCGUAACGUCGGUGAUCGGCGAAGGAAAGCAACGUCGGUACGAAAUUAUUGAUGCUGAUCCGGAUCCCCCGACACCAUCAGUGCCGUACCGUGCUUCCGUAAAUCAUCUAAUACCUAUCCCGCCACCCUCUUCCAACACCACACUGCCUGACCUUAGUAAAGGGAAGAACGUGCUCGCUCUGUACCCUGGUACCACCACCUUCUAUAAGGCGGAAGUAGUAGCUGUAUGGAGGCAGAUCGACGGCAAGGUCAAGAAAGAAGAUGGGAGUAAAGAAGGAGAGACCGUGGAUAAUCUCGUCAGAUUGAGGUUUGAGGGUGAAGACGAGGCGGACCGUGAGAUGAGUGUUGAGAGAAGAUAUCAGCAGCACAAUCAAAACCGCCCACCACCUUCUCCUUCACAUUCACAAGCGGGCAGCAUAGCAGGUUCGCAAGUCAACGGCGGCGGCCAGAACGGCAUUCCAAUGGUCAAUGGCUUGCCAAGUGGGGGCCAGCAGACGGACAUGAACCAUCUGUGGGCGGUGGUGCAGCAAUUGAGUCAAUUACUAGAGGAGAACAAGGCGCAAACGAGGGGCAUUGUGGAGGGUGUCGCUGCGAUACAGGGGAGGGCUGCACAAGAAGAGGGAGGCGAAGUCGGCGGUGGAAUUAAUCUGAGAGGUGGAGGAGGGGUGGCCAUGAGGGAGGUUAAUGGCGAGAUAAAUGCAGCAACAGUCGCAAAUCUACAAUCACAGCUUACGGCCGCGCAAUCCACAAUCGCAUCCUUGACCUCCACGAACUCAUCGCUCUCAACCCUCCUUACCGACUACGAAUCUGCCUUGACUCUUCUCCUCGAUAAAUUACGUCCUUAUGCUUAUUCUCAAACGUCAGCCAUGCUCGCCCUUCACAAAUACUAUCAAAGCCUCCUUGACCAAGAGCGCUCAACAUCCAUGGGGCUGCGGCUCGAACAUGCAGACUGGCAAGCAGGGUUGAGUCGCGUAGCAGAGAACGCAAGGAACGCACUACGAUGCCAGAGUGAAAUCGAGCAAGGCUUAAGGAGCAGAUGCAAAGAGUUGGGCGAGGAGAAUAGGGUGUUAAGACGUAUGGUGGGGUGGGAAGAGAGGGAAAGCAGUGAUGAUGAGGCCGAGGACAAGGCAUAA
Molecule: messenger RNA, 1839 nt
Organism: Alternaria burnsii
Lineage: Eukaryota; Fungi; Ascomycota; Dothideomycetes; Pleosporales; Pleosporaceae
Exons: 6
Coding region: 1-1839 (612 amino acids)
Source: RefSeq, a predicted model, not a curated record